Molecule: messenger RNA, 3610 nt
Organism: Cheilinus undulatus (humphead wrasse)
Lineage: Eukaryota; Metazoa; Chordata; Actinopteri; Labriformes; Labridae
Gene: fem1a
Product: fem-1 homolog a
Exons: 1
Coding region: 173-2026 (617 amino acids)
Molecular function (GO): protein binding
Source: RefSeq, a predicted model, not a curated record
CAACACAAACGCCAUCUUGACAGCACCCUCAAAAUGGCAGAAAGAUGUGAGCUCGAAACCGAGUCCGAACUUAGAUUCUUGCUCAGUACUUUUUAAAAAAAGACACGACAGUUUUUUGGUUAACGAGUGGAUAUGGGGUUGGGGUCCAGCGCGGUAGCUCAGAGGCUGUAAAAUGGAUAUAACGACGGCGGUUUUCAACGCGGCCAGAGAUGGUAAGCUGAAACUUAUCCAGAAGUUGCUGAGCAACAAAACUCCUGAGGAGCUGGAGGCGUUAGCCGAGGAGAAAACCCAGGGAGGAACCCCUCUGUUAAUAGCCUCUCGAUACGGACAUUUAGAGGUAGUAGACUACCUUCUUGAACAUUGUAAAGCUAAUGUGGAACUCGGCGGGGCGGUUAACUUUGACGGUGAGACCAUAGAGGGGGCCCCGCCGCUGUGGGCAGCGUCAGCAGCCGGUCACCUCCCCGUGGUGAAGACGCUUCUAAAACACGGUGCCUCAGUCAACAAUGCAACACUAACUAACUCAACACCGCUAAGAGCUGCCUGCUUUGACGGCCACCUGGAGAUAGUCCGCUACCUGGUGGAACACAGAGCUGACAUGGAGGUAGCCAACCGCCACGGCCACACCUGCCUCAUGAUCUCCUGCUACAAGGGCCACAAGGAGAUCGCCAAGUUCCUCCUGGACCGCGGGGCAGACGUCAACCGCAAGAGUGUGAAAGGGAACACUGCCCUGCAUGACUGUGCUGAGUCAGGCAGCCUGGACAUCAUGAAGAUGCUGCUCAAGUGCAAUGCUCGCAUGGAGAGGGAUGGAUACGGGAUGACCCCUCUCCUGGCUGCAAGUGUCACAGGUCACACCAACAUCGUGGAGUACCUCGCCCACCAGCCUCGCACCUCCAGAGAGGAACGCGUUGAUGCACUUGAACUACUUGGGGCAACUUUUGUGGACAAAAAGAGAGAUCUCCUGGGUGCGAUGAGGUAUUGGAGAAGGGCCAUGGAGCUAAGGCAGCCAGGGGACAAAGCUGUGUCCCUGUCCAAGCCUCCACCUGGUCCCCCUAUCCCUGCCUAUGGCUGUGCACAGGAGGUGAACAAUGCAGAGGAGCUGGAGGCUCUGAUAACGGACCCUGAUGAAAUGAGGAUGCAGGCCCUGUUAGUGAGAGAACGAAUCCUGGGCCCUUCCCACCCUGACACCUCUUAUUACAUCCGCUACAGGGGAGCUGUGUAUGCAGACUCAGGCAACUUUGAACGCUGUAUCAGCCUGUGGAAAUACGCUUUAGACAUGCAGCAGAGCAACCUGGACCCCCUCAGCCCCAUGACCGCCUCCAGCUUCCUCUCCUUCGCAGAGCUCUUUUCUUUUGUCCUGCAAGAUCGGGCCAAAGGCACCCUGUCGACACGCAUCACCUUCCACGACCUGAUGACCGUGUUAGGGAAAAGUGUGCGGGAGGUGGAGAGAGCUGUGGCUCAGAGGGACAACCCUCCUGAAGCUCCACAGUUCACCAAAGCCCUCUCCAUUAUCCUGCACCUCAUCUUCCUGCUGGAGAAGCUGGAGUGCAGCCCUGAGCAGGAGCACCAGAAGAAGCACACUGUGUACCGCCUCCUGAAGCUGAACCCCCGAGGUCGGAAUGGCUUCACCCCUCUCCACAUGGCCGUAGACAAGGAAACCACGUCUGUUGGACGCUACCCUGUCGGCCGCUUCCCCUCCCAGGCGGUGGCGGCUCUGCUCCUAGAGUGCGGCGCAGACGUCGAUUCACGUGACUGUGAGAACAACACACCUCUGCACAUUUCUGCCAACAAUGGUUGUCCAGAGAUUAUGGCACUGCUCAUGAAGGCGGGGGCUCACUUUGAUGCUACAAACGCACAGAGGAAGACGGCCUACGAGCUGCUUGACGAGCAGAGCAGUGGGCAUCCAGCCCUCUACCCACUGAACUACGUCACCCUUCAGUGCCUGGCGGCGCGUGCGAUUGAAAAGCACAGACUGCCCUACAGGGGACUCAUCUCUGAGGAGAUGGAGGCUUUCAUUGAGCUGCACUGACGUCCACUCCGUUCCCCUGAUGAGGCCUCCCUGCACUUCUCUUCUGUUUCCCUUCAUAUCUUACUCUGACCUGCCACAAACUCCUAUCUCUCAUCUUUGUCUCCUUAUGACCCCUGCUUCGCUCCCAGAGUUUUCUACCUUGUGUCAGACCAAACAUUAGCAAUAAACAUCCAGCUUCUGGGCGUAAAUCUCUGCCUGAGAUCUGGUCAAUUAUCGCUUGAUCCCUGGUUUCUUCUGCUUUUUAAAUCUGGGUGAAAGUUUAACCUGAAUUAGGCUUUAAUGCAGUUUCCCUUUUUUCCCCACUAAAAAGGAGACCUGUGGUAUGAUGAUGCUUGUUUGUGCUUGAUGGUGGCUGGGCUGUAUCAAAGAUUGGUUUUAGUAUUACUGAUAGGAAGCAUCUGAUCAAACUAUCCAGAUAACAUGCAUGAAAAAGAAGAGUGGAAGUGGAUGCUCACUUGUGGCUUUAAAGAGUGUGUGAACAAACUAGCUUAAGGUAUUUUUUUUGCUUGUUCACAUUCACCAUCUGCUCUGUUUCUUUGAUAUGGGAAGGUGCUGAAUUUAAUGUGCCAAAUGUCUGUCGUGGUGCUGCUACAGACUGUAAACGGGUGGAAAAUUAAAUGCAAUUAACUCAUCUGUCUUUAUAAGCAGAAGUAUGCACCAAAAGGUGAGACAUAUGUAAGUGAAUAUUGCAUCAGCAGCCUGAACAGUUUGAUAAUUUAGAUUGGGAUGAGACUUGCCAUCAUUUUGAAAGGCUUUAUUGAGAUUAGAUAUGAGUGAUAUCUCUUUGUGACAUUGAAAAGAGCUCAUUGUUUGGCUAACACUUCCCUCAGUCAUCACACAGACAUUUUAAAACUAUGCAGUUCGCUAGAUCCCAAUCAGAGGCAACAUUUUCAAGCCAAAUUUAACCACAUAAAAGGAUUUCACCUGGGGUUCCAUUUUUAAACACUAACCUUAACGGGAUACUGACUCAAAGCUGGGGCUGCUUCGGUGACAAAGAAUCAUAUCUUCUUACUAAGAAUGUUUUCUUCAAAUGUCUGCCUACAACUGAGAUGAACAGUUUUAAACUCGAGCCUAAUGUGUGCCUAAAUCUCCCUUAUCCUCGGCGAAGUCAGCAUCAGCAAAGAUAUUUAAUUCACUGUCGAAGAAUCAGCUUCAGCUGUGAUAAUUACAGAGAUUAAGCCCUCUUGUUUGUAGGUUAACUGUCCAAGAUCAUGUGUCAGUCCUGUUUAUUUAUUUAUUUUUUAUUUUUUUUGGAGUGAAAUCUCCCUUUAAGCCUCAGAUGCGGUUCACAGAAAUGGAACAGAUGGCUCGGCCGCAGCCAUUCCUGCAUCAACGUCUUAUUUUUAAUGGUCUCUCUUUUGUUUAUCUUGUGUCAUCAUGAAUGUUUUAUUUGUCUGUCUGUGCUUAGCACCGCCGAGUUAAAUGCACACUGAGAGGCUCUAAAAUCCUACAUAGACAAACUUCAAACCAGGCCACGAACUGUCGCUGCCUUUCUCUUUCUCAACUCAAUCGUUUAACUGAUGAUAAUUCGAGAACAAAAAGUGUGUUGGGGAUACUUGAAUAAAAUUCAGUGUCACAACAUUA